Molecule: messenger RNA, 3006 nt
Organism: Sorex fumeus (smoky shrew)
Lineage: Eukaryota; Metazoa; Chordata; Mammalia; Eulipotyphla; Soricidae
Product: eukaryotic translation initiation factor 3 subunit C
Exons: 20
Coding region: 176-2914 (912 amino acids)
Biological process (GO): translational initiation
Cellular component (GO): eukaryotic translation initiation factor 3 complex
Molecular function (GO): translation initiation factor binding; translation initiation factor activity; RNA binding
Source: RefSeq, a predicted model, not a curated record
UUGUCCUGGCGGCCGCGUGCCGGGAGGGCGGGAGCCGGGGUCGGGACUCGCGCGGUCUCGGGGCGGGGGCAACUCCCGGGUGGCGGUCCCCACGCGCCCGUGUCGUGGCUGGUGACGCCUCGGGCCCGCCCGCAGGUCCGGCCGCGCGCGCCGCCUCCCUCGCCGCGCCGGCGCCAUGUCGCGCUUCUUCACCACCGGCUCCGACAGCGAGUCCGAGUCGUCGCAGUCCGGGGAGGAGCUGGUCACCAAGCCCGUCGGGGGAAACUACGGCAAACAGCCACUGUUGCUGAGUGAGGAUGAAGAAGAUACCAAGAGAGUUGUUCGAAGUGCCAAGGACAAGAGGUUUGAGGAGCUGACAAAUCUCAUCCGGACCAUCCGUAAUGCCAUGAAGAUUCGUGAUGUCACCAAGUGUCUCGAGGAAUUUGAGCUCUUGGGAAAAGCAUAUGGGAAGGCUAAGAGUAUCGUGGAUAAGGAAGGCGUCCCUCGGUUCUAUAUCCGCAUCUUGGCUGACCUGGAGGACUACCUCAAUGAGCUGUGGGAGGAUAAAGAAGGAAAAAAGAAGAUGAACAAGAAUAAUGCCAAGGCUCUGAGCACCCUUCGUCAGAAGAUCCGAAAAUACAAUCGAGAUUUUGAGUCUCAUAUUACAAAUUACAAGCAGAACCCUGAACAGUCUGCAGAUGAAGAUGCGGAGAAGAAUGAGGAAGAUUCUGAAGGUUCUUCAGAUGAGGAUGAGGAUGAGGAUGGAGUCAGUGCUGCAGCUUUCCUGAAAAAGAAAUCAGAAGCUCCUUCUGGGGAAAGUCGCAAGUUCCUAAAGAAGAUGGAGGAUGAAGAUGAGGAUUCGGACGAUUCAGAGGAUGAUGAAGAUUGGGACACUGGUUCCACAUCUUCUGAUUCCGACUCGGAAGAGGAAGAAGGGAAACAGACGGUGCUGGCCUCAAGAUUCUUGAAAAAGGCCCCCACCACAGAGGAAGACAAGAAGGCAGCAGAGAAGAAACGUGAGGACAAGGCCAAGAAGAAGCAUGACAGGAAAUCUAAGCGCCUGGAUGAGGAGGAGGAGGACAACGAGGGCGGGGAAUGGGAGCGAGUUCGGGGUGGAGUGCCCCUGGUUAAGAAGCCGAAAAUGUUUGCCAAGGGAACUGAGAUCACCCAUGCUGUUGUCAUCAAGAAACUGAAUGAGAUCCUGCAGGCUCGAGGCAAGAAGGGAACUGAUCGCGCAGCGCAGAUUGAGUUGCUACAGCUCUUGGUUCAGAUUGCUGCUGAAAACAACUUGGGAGAGGGUGUCAUCGUGAAGAUUAAGUUCAAUAUCAUCGCGUCUCUCUAUGAUUACAACCCCAACCUGGCCACAUACAUGAAGCCGGAGAUGUGGCAGAAGUGCCUGGACUGUAUCAAUGAACUGAUGGACAUCCUGUUUGCAAACCCCAACAUUUUUGUUGGAGAGAACAUUUUGGAAGAAAGUGAGAACCUGCAAAAUUUUGAGCAGCCACUGCGUGUUCGUGGCUGUAUCCUGACUCUGGUGGAACGAAUGGAUGAAGAAUUUACCAAAAUAAUGCAAAAUACUGAUCCUCAUUCCCAAGAGUACGUGGAGCACCUGAAGGACGAGGCUCAAGUGUGUGCCAUCAUUGAGCGCGUGCAGCGCUAUCUGGAGGAGAAGGGCACCACCGAGGAGAUCUGCCGCGUCUACCUGAGGCGCAUCCUCCACACCUACUACAAGUUUGACUACAAGGCCCACCAGCGGCAGCUCACCCCACCUGAAGGCUCUUCAAAGUCUGAGCAAGACCAAGCGGAAAAUGAAGGUGAGGACUCGGCCGUGCUGAUGGAGAGACUGUGCAAGUAUAUCUAUGCCAAGGACCGCACGGACCGUAUCCGCACAUGCGCCAUCCUCUGCCACAUCUACCAUCAUGCGUUACACUCCCGCUGGUAUCAGGCUCGCGACCUCAUGCUCAUGAGCCACCUGCAGGACAACAUUCAGCACGCUGACCCGCCAGUACAGAUCCUGUAUAACCGCACCAUGGUGCAGCUGGGCAUCUGCGCUUUCCGCCAAGGCUUGACGAAGGAUGCACACAAUGCCCUGCUGGAUAUCCAGUCGAGCGGCCGGGCCAAGGAGCUCCUGGGCCAGGGUCUGCUGCUGCGCAGCCUGCAGGAGCGAAACCAGGAGCAAGAGAAGGUGGAACGGCGCCGACAGGUCCCUUUCCACCUGCACAUCAACCUGGAGUUGCUGGAAUGUGUUUACCUGGUGUCCGCCAUGCUCCUGGAGAUCCCCUACAUGGCUGCACAUGAGAGUGACGCACGCCGGCGCAUGAUCAGCAAGCAGUUCCAUCACCAGCUGCGGGUUGGUGAGCGCCAGCCCUUGCUGGGUCCCCCUGAGUCAAUGAGGGAACAUGUGGUUGCUGCUUCCAAGGCUAUGAAGAUGGGUGACUGGAAGACCUGCCAUAGCUUCAUCAUCAAUGAAAAGAUGAAUGGCAAGGUGUGGGACCUCUUCCCUGAGGCUGACAAAGUCCGGACGAUGCUGGUUCGGAAGAUCCAGGAGGAGUCCUUGCGAACAUACCUCUUCACAUACAGUAGCGUCUACGACUCCAUCAGCAUGGAGACUCUGUCUGACAUGUUUGAGCUGGACCUGCCCACUGUGCAUUCUAUCAUCAGCAAGAUGAUCAUUAACGAGGAGUUGAUGGCCUCCCUGGACCAGCCCACACAGACAGUGGUGAUGCACCGCACGGAGCCCACUGCCCAACAGAACCUGGCUCUGCAGCUGGCCGAGAAGCUGGGCAUCCUGGUGGAGAAUAACGAGCGGGUGUUUGACCACAAGCAGGGGACCUACGGUGGCUACUUCCGCGAUCAGAAAGAUGGCUACCGCAAAAAUGAGGGCUACAUGCGCCGGGGUGGCUAUCGCCAGCAGCAGUCUCAGGCGGCCUACUGAUUGCGCCACUUGUCUCCACGGCCAGCCACUCCGCCUUUUAAGUUCUAAACCACACCCCAGUCAUUAAAGGUCUAUUAAGAGUUUUUACUGUA